This is a messenger RNA of Vollenhovia emeryi, 2643 nucleotides long. Its product is annotated as esterase FE4-like. The transcript is spliced from 9 exons. Lineage: Eukaryota; Metazoa; Arthropoda; Insecta; Hymenoptera; Formicidae. The record is from RefSeq and is a predicted model, not a curated record. The coding region runs from base 518 to 2281 and encodes 587 amino acids.
GUCGAAAAGAAUCGCGCAAAACCCAGCUGUCUACGCGCGCGCAGCCACGGUGGCCGUGUUCUCCGGGAAGUAAUCGCGCCGCCGCGAAUUUAUUUAGUUUACAAAAAGCGCAACAUCGGGAAGCGCGAUACACAGCCCAAGGCGUGCUCGCGCAUGCACCGGCUCUCGCGCCGCGAUCGGACAACCGCUUUUACGCGCGAUAUCGUCCAAUUGACGGGUACGCGCCGUCGGAACGAAGAUGGAAUAAAGCCUCGUCAGUUCGGUACCCAUCCAUUUCUGACGGGCCAUCGCUAAAUGCCCCGAACCUCGCGGCGUGCAAAAAAAUUGAGCCUCGCGAUUGACGCGCCGCGAGACACGCGUGUACCGUGCACGCGUCGGUGGUAUCGGCGAUUCGCUGCAUAAGAACUGAGACUCGAAAUACGAGCGCAUUCAUACGAUAAAUCGAUUUUCCCCAGCAGACUCCAAUAAAUAUUUUUUACCCGCGUAAUCUCGUUCCGACGUCGCGGCCCGCUUGUGAAUGCGCGAUUCGAUUAACUCUGGAGAUUCGCAUGUAAAGGAGCCGCAACGAUGGAAUCGCACAUGGACGACAAUUCGCGACGCCUCGGAAGAUGGUGAAAUUUGCAUUCAACUUUACGAAGGCUCCGCGAUUGGCAGUGAGAAUUGCCUUUAUCUGAAUAUCUACGUUCCCUUUAUUUCAGAGGAACGGCGGAAACCCGAGAAACUGUCGGUUUUAGUCUUCGUGCACGGGGGUAAAUUUAUGAUCGGAAGUAGCGACAGCAAAAUGUACGCGCCGGAUUAUUUGCUGAAUCAGGAUGUAAUUCUCGUCACGAUGAAUUACCGACUUUCUUCUUUAGGAUUUUUUAGCACAUCGAACCAAGCCUCACCAGGUAAUUACGGCAUUAAAGACGUAAAGAUGGCACUCGAGUGGGUGCAAGAGAAUAUUCAUAGCUUCGAAGGGAACCCCAAGUCGGUGACCCUUAUGGGUCACAGUGCCGGUUCAGCGCUUACUCAUAUUCUCGCUCUCUCGCAAAAGACCGAAGGACUCUUUCACCGGUACAUUUUGCACAGCGGUUCCGCUAUUAACGCAUGGAGUGUUCACGCUCCAAGAAGGUAUAGACAAUUAUGUUUGCAACUUGCAAAACUUGCCGGCUGUCAGAUGCAAACAGACGAUGACAUAAUCGCGCCGAAUAAAACGACCACCGAAAAUCCGAAAGGAAAAGAUGUAAAAACGAGCACCCAAAACCGCACUUCAACCUUAAUAGUGAGAGACGACGAAGAACUAAUGAGAUGCAUGAGAUCGGUCGAUGCGGAGAGACUAGAGACAAUGACGCAAUAUUUCUCUAUUUGGAGGGACCAUCCGUGGUGUACGUUCGGUCCCACAUUGGAGGUUGACUCGAAGGAUGCCAUCCUGACGAUGCAUCCAUGGAAAAUAGUAAAGGAAGGACUGUUUCGCGACAUACCGGCGAUAUUUCAAGUCGUAGAGGACGAGGGUUUAGCGAAGACAAUCGAAUUAAUUACAAAUCCCGAGGUCGAGGACGAACUGAUAGAGAAUUUCGAAGAAUAUUUGUGCCCCUUCCUAGAGUACAACGAAGUGAUUUCCAAUACUAGCCUUUUCGCUUCCGCGAUAGAGGAUUAUUACUUUAACGGAAAUGUGUCGUUGGGUAUCGCGCAUAACCUUACGAAGACGGCGAGUGAUGGCUUAAUAAUAUGGCCGAUGUUUCGAGCUGCACAAUAUCACUCGGAAAGAGGAAAUUCCAGCAUUUAUUUUUCCUACUUCACGUACCACGGCACGUUUACGUUUACCUUCAGUUCGGGCAUCUCGGUGCAUUACGGUAUUACUCAUGGUGACGAUUUAAACUACUUCUUUCCCAUAUUGAAUUAUCUCUUUCGCGACAUGCUACUGCACAAUACGGAAAACGAUAUUACUAUUAUUAACGUAGUAACAGAAAUGUGGACGAGUUUUGCAAUAAAUGGGACCCCGAACGCGUGGAACACCCCCGCAUGGCCAAAGUACCGCGAUCAUCACGAGUUCAUGAGAUUUGGGAUUGACAGAUUGUCGGAUGUUGUGGUCCAAACCGAUUUCCUGUCUGACAGAAUGGAAUUUUGGGGGAAGUUGAUGCACAACGUAUUGGCGGAAUCGGUGAACGACAACGUGUUUGUCAGCGAACCACCAAAAGACGUAGAUAGCAAUAACGCGAUCGAUUAUAGGUCAGCAGUGCAGCUUGCAUUAUUCGCCAUAAUUUGCUUUAUUACCAGUCAAUUAUUUAUACGUAUGAACUAAAUUAUAUUCACGCUCGAGGGUAAACUGAACAGUAAAAAGUACGAUAAAUGAUAUAAAUUAUAGCUGAGCAAUUACUUCCGCGCAUCUUAUCGUGUAUAUUAUUUAAAUGAUUUUUCCACGCGGGUAGUUUAAACCAAAGUUCAAAUUAUACGUCAAAACCUGCCUGCGGUAGAAAUGCAAAGAGAAAAAUAUACGAAUAGAUAGAUACAGCGUUUUAUCAAAAAUAUUUAUCGCGAAAUACAUUCUCGCUGUUAGCUGAUAAAAUAUUAUAGUAUUUAAAAGCGCCAGACGUAUACACAUACAAACACAUACGCGAGAAAAUAUGCAUGCAUCAUGAAAAAAUAUAGAUAGAAUGUAUACGA